AUGAGUACCAAGUAUAGGCACCUGACUACCGUAGAUGAAGUUCUUGAAUUAUUUCCGGGUAUAUAUAAACAAAGAACCACAGAUUUUCCGACAUAUGCGCCGCUAUGUCGUCGCUGCAACAAGCGCGCUACUUCUAAGGACACCAAGAAGGACAAUCCUAACGGAAAUGCUGGACGUCAAUACUACGAAUGCCUACCUUGCAACAAUUAUCUCGGGUUCGCUGAUGCUCGUGGGAACGAUCGUGCGAACUCAGACUGCAAGUGUGAACCUCCCAUUUCAAGAAAGCGGCUAUUGGUAGGACAUUGGGACGAGUCUAAUAAAAACUCAAGAGCUGGGCAGGUAUUCUACGUCUGCAGGCAUGGAAAAUCUGGUUUCCAUAAGUUUCAUGAAACUACAGAAAAGGAAUUCGUCGUAAUUGACGGUGAGGAACUUAUAGCCGAGUUGGGAAGAUAG
Messenger RNA from Daldinia decipiens, 453 nucleotides. RefSeq lists its product as uncharacterized. Bases 1 to 453 code for a protein of 150 amino acids. The record is from RefSeq and is a predicted model, not a curated record. The transcript has 2 exons. NCBI's taxonomy places the organism in Eukaryota, Fungi, Ascomycota, Sordariomycetes, Xylariales, Hypoxylaceae.